AUGAGUAAAGUUCUCUUUUCGAAUUCUAGAGGUGCAGGAAGUGAGAAGUUUAGAUCUGACAUUACAGAUCUUGUUAAAUUACAUUCAAUUGAUAUUUUGGCUGUUUGUGAACCUCGGGUCCAAUUUUCUAGAGCUAAAGAUUCACUCCUAUCUCUUGGAUUUUCUGAUUAUACAAUUGUUGAAGCCAAUGGUUUUUCUGGUGGUAUUUGGCUCUUUUGGAACUCUAAUCUCUGUAAUAUCCAUUUUGUCGAUAAAAAUUGUCAAUCAAUCACAGUUAAAGUUACUCUCCCUGGUGGUAUCAAUUGGAUGCUCACUGUGCUGUAUGCUAGUCCUACUAACUCUAUCAGAAGUAAUCUAUGGAAUUAUUUUGAUCACCUGGUUUCAACACAUCAGCUGCCUUGGAUUUUUAUUGGUGAUUACAAUGAGCUUUAUUCCUCUGCUGAUAAAAAUGUUGGUUCUAUGCGUGGAAGAAUUGGAGGUCUUAAGCAGUGGGUGGAUCAUAACUCCUUAAUUGAUAUGGGAUUCUUUGGAUCCAAGUUUACUUGGUCUAAUAAUAGAAUUAAAGAAAGACUGGACAGAGCUUUUUGCACUUGUGAUUGGAGAUCUUCCUUUCCUGAUGCUUUUAUUAGACAUUUAGCUAAAAUGAAAUCUGAUCACUGUCCUAUUCUUUUACAACUUCAUUCUAAUAACUCUGUGAAUAGAGCUGCUAUCCCUUUUAGAUUUCAGGCUAUGUGGAUGACUCACAAUGAUUUUGCUCCUUAUGUUGAUACUACCUGGAAAAAUUCUCAUGGUUCUUUUGUUGAAAAAACUAAUGCUCUUUCUCAUGCUCUUUUGGACUGGAAUCAAAAUACUUUUGGUAAUAUCUUCAAAAGGAAAAGACAGUUACUUGCCCGCAUUGGUGGAAUUUAA
This is a messenger RNA of Rosa rugosa (rugosa rose), 909 nucleotides long. RefSeq lists its product as uncharacterized. The coding region runs from base 1 to 909 and encodes 302 amino acids. Lineage: Eukaryota; Viridiplantae; Streptophyta; Magnoliopsida; Rosales; Rosaceae. The transcript has a single exon. The record is from RefSeq and is a predicted model, not a curated record. Gene Ontology annotation, molecular function: catalytic activity.